This is a messenger RNA of Didymosphaeria variabile, 1557 nucleotides long. RefSeq lists its product as uncharacterized. NCBI's taxonomy places the organism in Eukaryota, Fungi, Ascomycota, Dothideomycetes, Pleosporales, Didymosphaeriaceae. Bases 1 to 1557 code for a protein of 518 amino acids. The transcript has a single exon. The record is from RefSeq and is a predicted model, not a curated record.
AUGCUACCAACCGCGGUAUCCAGCGCAGAUACUAGAGCGGGAGGCAGGGGCGGUAUACUGCUUGGAACAGCAGGCGAUGGCACAGCCAGGAGGCCUGAGGGCAAACCGAGAGAAGCCACAUUUGGGAUCGCCACCGAGAUCGGGGGCACUGCUAUCGAAGACACUGCUAAGGAAGGUAUUGCUAGGGAGGGCACUGCCAGCGAUGGUAUUGCUAGAGAAGGAACACCUAGCGAGGGCACUGCCAAGGAAGGUAUUGCUAGGGAGGGCACUGCCAGCGACGGUAUUGCUAGAGAAGGAACACCUAUCGAAGGCACUGCUACCGAAGGCACUCCUAUUGAAAGUGCUGCUAGCGAGGGUACUCCUAUCGAAGGUAUUGCUAUUGAGGGCAGUACUAGCGAAGGUAUCGCCAGCGAAGGCACUGCUAGCGACGGUAUUACUAGCGGAGGCACUACCAGAGACGGUACCGCUAGCGAAGGUACUGCUAGAGAUGGUAUUGCUACCGAAGGCACUCCUAGCGAAGGUACUGCUACCGAAGGCACUGCCAGCGAAGGUAUCGCCAGCGAAGGCACUGCUAGGGAAGGUAUUACUAGCGGAGGCACUACCAGAGACGGUAUCGCUAGCGAAGGUGCUGCUACCGAAAUCGACGGCAAGCCGAUGUUGAUCGAAGGUAUUGCGACAGCAGGUAAUGAGGCUGCAAUUGAAGGUAAUGCGACCGAAGGUAUUGCUAUGCCUGGAAGACCCAGUGAAACGCCCACCGACACGGCGGGUACCGCAAGGAUGCUGCCUACGCCUCCUAGUAAACCUGGUAAUAGGCCACCGAGCGGAUUCUGUGGAUUUUGUACACUGCUCGGUGCCGGUUGGGGAGCCCCAGAGAUCGAAACAGCUGGAAUUGAGACAACUGGAAUCGAAAUGCCAGGGAUCGAGACGCUGGGAAUUGAUGCACCAGCGAUCGAGACGCCAGGAACAGACACGCCAGGAAAUGCAACGCUCGGAAUGGGAGAAAUUAAUCCGGGAACAGAAACGGCAGGAUUCGAAACAAUGGGAAUCGACACACCAGGUAUCGAAACAGCGGGUAUCGAGACAGCAGGUAUCGAAACAGCAGGUACCGAAACAGCAGGUACCGAAACAGCAGGUACCGAAACAGCAGGUACCGAAACAGCAGGUACCGAAACCGCAGGGACCGAAAGAACGGGUAUUGAAAGACCGAUGACUGGAGCGCUUGGUACCACAGCAGUGGGUAUCGAAAGUCCAGGAACCGAAAGAGCAGGCAGCAAAACGCUAGGGACAGCAACGCUAGGUAUCGCUGGAGUAGGUAUCGAAAUUGCGGGAAGUCCAACUGACAGACCCAACGAUACUGCAGGAACCCCGAGCAAACCCCCCAAUCCUCCAGCCACGUUUGAAACCAAGCCCCCGAGAGCAUUGCCUACAGGGGAGUUCGAGGAUUGGACAGGAGCAGCCGAGGAUGGGGCAGGAGCAGCCGUGGAAGGUGUCGGGGCCGCAAGCAGGCCGCCCAAUCCUCCGAGUAGGUUUGGAACCAAGCCGCCAAGCGGGUUCUGA